Messenger RNA from Sorghum bicolor (sorghum), 517 nucleotides. Its product is annotated as defensin Ec-AMP-D1. Lineage: Eukaryota; Viridiplantae; Streptophyta; Magnoliopsida; Poales; Poaceae. The coding region runs from base 72 to 308 and encodes 78 amino acids. The transcript has 2 exons. Gene Ontology annotation, biological process: defense response. The record is from RefSeq and is a predicted model, not a curated record.
CCUAGUGUCCUAGUCUCAUCUAUAUCUUCAGCCUGCAGAAUAACACUCCAUUCCAUCUGAAGGAUAGAACAAUGGGUCUCUCCGCCAAGCUUUUUGCGGUCCUCCUGCUGCUCCUCAUUGGUUAUAAUACAGAGACGCAGGGACCAAUCACUAUGGCAUUGGCGAGGAAGUGUGAGUCGCCGAGCCUCAAAUUCAGGGGACCCUGCUCGAGAGACGCAAACUGCGCAAGCGUUUGCCUGACUGAAGGUUUUACCGGUGGCGAGUGCAAAGGCCUACGCCACCGCUGCUUCUGUACCAGGGACUGCUAGUUUUCCUCGCGUCCUGCAUGCAUAUGCAUGUCCUAAUCGGAUCAGGAAAAUAUGUAUGGGUUACCAAAUGGCAGUAUCAUGGAUGAAUUGAAUAAUGAUACAAGUGCAUUUUGGACAUUGAGCUGUUGAGAGCUCGAGCCUGUAUUUAUAAGCUUUUGGUUCUCGAACCAUUAAAAUGGGAUAAAUUAUGCACUGCACAGAGUAUGUUA